CGGCGAAGCGGAGGCGGAGCUGCCUCGUCGCCGGCGCCCUUCUCCUCCUUCUCGGUGCGCGGCCAAGAGGCGCGGGGGUGGCGGGCAGUCAGCCCAACUCUGGCCGGAGAGAUGCUGCUGUCGCUGGUGUUGCACACCUACUCCAUGCGCUACGUGCUGCCCACCGCCCUGAUGAUGGGCACCGCGCCCACCUACUUGCUGGCCUGGGGCGCCUGGCGCCUGCUCUCCACGCUGCUCCCCGCGCGCGUCUACCACGAGGUGGACGACCGAAUGUACAGCCUCUACCAGAGCAUGGUGCUCUUCUUCUUCGAGAACUACACCGGCGUGCAGAUAAUUCUGUAUGGUGAUUUGCCAAAAAAUAAGGAGAAUGUGGUAUAUAUAUCAAAUCAUCAGUGUACAGUUGACUGGAUUAUAGCAGAUAUGUUGGCCGUCAGGCAAAAUGCUCUGGGACACAUUCGAUAUGUUUUGAAAGACGGGUUAAAGUGGCUUCCUUUAUACGGGUGGUAUUUUUCUCAGCAUGGAGGAGUCUAUGUGAAACGAAGUGCCAAAUUUAAUGAAAGGAAAAUGAGGAACAAGUUGCAAGCCCAUAUAAAGGCUGGAACUCCAAUGUAUCUUGUGAUUUUUCCAGAGGGAACACGGUAUAACCCAGAGCUACCCAAAACCAUUGCAGAUAGUCAAUCAUAUGCUGAAAAGGCAGGACUUGCUGUGUUAAAACAUGUAUUGACUCCACGGGUGAAGGCUACUCACGUUGCAAUUGAUUCAAUGAGGACCUACUUAGAUGCAGUUUAUGACAUUACAGUAGCAUAUGAAGGUACCGUGGACCAGAAAGGACAAAGGAAAGUGGCUCCAGCCAUGACAGACUUCCUUUGUAAGGAGUGUCCAAGAAUCCAUAUUUAUGUUGACCGCAUUGCACUCAAAGAUAUUCCUGAAGAACGGAUGUAUAUGAGAAGAUGGCUUCACGAACGUUUUGAAAUCAAAGAUAAGUUGCUCAUAGAAUUUUAUGAUGCAAAAGAUUCUAAAAGAAGGAACAGGUUCCCUGGGAAAUGUGUCCGUUCCAAACUAAGUCUCAAGAAAACUCUGCCAUCUUUUCUGUUUUUAAGUGGGCUGACUGUUACUAUGCUGCUGACGGAAUCUGGACGAAAACUCUAUGUGAAAACAUGGAUCUAUGGAACUUUGCUUGGCUGUCUGUGGGUCAGCGUUAAAGCGUAAGGUUCUGCACCUACAGCCGGUGACAUUAUUCUCCUGUCUUGCACAUCACAUCAAACUCUUUCCUGAAUUUAUAAAAUGUAAAUAAAGCCUUAUUAAUGGAACAUUGGAUGAAUUCAGACUUGUGACCUAAAUCUGCCAUGGUCAGCGUGGAGAACAUGUAUAUGUAAUUAUGCUCCUGAUUCCCCCCCCCAAAGAAAAAGCAGCAUAGAGCUAGAAUUAUAAUGCAUUUUCCCUCUAUGGGUGGAUAUCUAUCUGCACAUGAUUUAAUAGAACAUGUGAUUAUAGAUAAACAGCUGAAUUGGACCUCUGAAUGUAUUUACUGAUAUUACUUUAGGUUUAUAUAUUUAUUCCUGACCCAUGUUCUUUAGUUCACUAUGGAAAUUAUCACAGCUGCAUCACAAACUAAAAACCAAAGCUAAUAUCUACCAACACAUUUGUUUCCUUUUUCCCCUUUUUUAAAUUGAGUUUCUCAAAUUUACAAAGCAAUUGGUAGAACAUGAAAAGCUAUUUUAAAAAAUAUAUGGGUAAAAACUCUUCAUGUGGAAAUUACUUUAACAUAUGCAUGAUUUAAUUAUAUGACUAGAUGGCUUAGUUUUUGUUUGCAACAUGUUUAAUUUUCUUCUCGAAGAGGCUUGUGUUCUUGAUUUAAAACACCCUGUGUUGGUGCAUAAAUGAUUUUAUAUAUACAGUAUGUUCAACUAGUAAGUCGAUAAUUGAGGCUGUCUUGGUUGUAACCUACCUAGAUUCGCAAAGAGCAUAUUGGUACAUUUCAGCUACACAAUUAGUUUAAGUCAUAAUACGUGUGCCAUAAACAGGAGUGCACAUUGCAGUUUCCUAUUACCACAGGAGCACUUCACACGGGGUGUUUUGUCCACAAAGAAAAUGAUCGCUUUUAUAAGGAGAAACCAUAUAGUGUUACUUGUGACUAUUUUGCUGUGAAUACACCAGUCGGGAAACAAGUGUUGGUAAAACAUUGACUUGUGUGAAGUGGUCCUGAGCCAUAUGGAACCAAAUGAAUGCGCCAUGCUAUGAUUGAUGCUGCUGUGCAGCUUGGAGUAUAUUUUAUGGUAACAAGGAACAUCAAUGUGUUCUUGCCAAAAUGUAGACUAUGUGCCUUUUUAAUCUGCUGAUCUUCAAUUUAACCUAAUACUUCACAGCCUGGUCCUUUAACACUGUAAUUUUGGGGUAUUUCCAAAGCUUUUCACAGUUGGUGUGCACUUGAACUUGAAGUAUGCAGUUUUGCACUGUAGAAUAAUAGUGAGAGAUGCAUAUUCUAUUAGUAUUUAAUCCACUCACCAAUGUGUUUUGUAAGAACCAGUGGUUCUUGUUGCUAUUUGGUGAUAUAUUGGGAAAGUAUUUCCUGUUGUCAUGGGGCUAAUUAUUCUGUAUCAACUAAGGGAAGGGAUUCUAUUUCGUAUCUAUUAUUUUGUAAAAACAAAACAAAAAAUCAAGAUUCCACUAUCAAAAUGGGAAAAGAUUAGAGGCUAUUUUUAUCUUUCCGAAUUUUUUUCACAAGAGGUUUCUGUUGGCCUUGGAAUUGUUUAAGAGCCAACAUGAACUAAAAUGCUUGUCUUGGAUUUUUUAAAAUAUUAAAUGUGUUUAGCUUCAGGUAUGAGUAAGAAACAACUUGUUCUUGUGUGUUCUCCUGAAAUUGUAUAGUGUACUUCAUUUCAGAUGUUCAUCUACUUUAGGCAUCCCCAAACUGCGGCCCUCCAUAAUGUUUUGGCCUACAACUCCCAUGAUCCCUACCUAACAGGACCAGUGGUCAGGGAUGAUGGGAAUUGUAGUCCAAAACAUCUGGAGGGCCACAGUUUGGGGGUGCCUGAUCUACUUCAUUAUUCUGCCUUCUGGUUACUAGGGCAGACUUGCUGGUUAAUGGAAUAAUCUAUGGAAGAACAAUGUGUUGGGGUUGUAGCCUCUGAGAAAGGAUAUGCUAUCUAUCUCUGUGUCCUAGACCUGCAGAAUUGUCUUCCAGUUUUACUGUAAAGCUUAUUUUGUUAAUGGUUUGCCUAUCAAACAGACCAGAAACCUAUGGGUAUCUUUCAACUCUACAACUAAAACAAGCUGCUUAAAUUUAACGAGGCAGAACAAUUCUUUGGAAGUUGAACAGAAACAUUUUAACUGUUCACAAAUUCCAGAUUAUCUGGGACACAAAUCAUCUCCUUCAAGAAGCUUUAUUUUAAACUUAGUAUCUUUGGCAAGUUGAUGUAGCUUCCCCCAUGAUUUGUUUAUUUAAAAAUUGCUAUUAAUUUGAGGCAUUGGCUGCUAUUUCAGAACAUAACUAGAUAUUGACAUAUAAUUUUUUUUAAAAGCAGUAUGGCAACCUCCUGCCUGUUACUAUUGUUUCUGAACUUUUAGACUUUUAAUACCUUACUCUAUGUAGGCAGGUCACCACUAACCUUAAAUGUAAAUUGGGUGAGUGAAUAUAACUUUAUUGGAUGCCAUGCUGCUACAGCAGUUGAGACACAAGUUUUCACCCGCAGGGUUGUAAUUCUGCAAAACCAGAGAAGAUGCACACCCUUCAGACCUUCACGCUGAAUGGCUCUAUUGAUGAAGAGGGCCUUUGUAAGAGAACAAAACUAAGGGCAGACAAUGUGAUUGUCCCUUUGCCUGGCAGGAAUGCUAGAACUGAAUCGCCUAAUUUUGAUGGAGCAUUUAUUUGUGGCAAGGAGUAAGCAAGGCCACAUUCCACAGGUAGCCAUAGAAACAUAAGAGUCACUUCCUCAUGGUGCGAUCUCAGGCUGCAGAAGUUUUUGUGAAUCAAGGGACCAUUAGAUUGGCAACACUGAGCAGGAGCAAAGUGAUUGGGUAUGAAAGAUGCACAUAAUUAGCCCCACCCAUAUGGUGAGUUGACCCUCAUGCUUCUCACUAGCGUGGGGUUACACCAUGAGGAAGCAAGUCUCACACCUUUGCAGUUUUAAAGGUAUGAAUACUAUUGGCAACUUGGAGUACAGUUGACUUAGUUGCCUGUUCUGCUCUGGAUAUUCCACUGGAUAAAUCUUAGUACUUUUGUAUUUCACAUCUAUUUAAAAAAAGAAAAAAUGGCUGUGAAAACUUCAGAAGUCACUUUGCCUGAGACCCCUGGUUCGAAUCUGCUUAAAUUCCUUUGAGUAUCACAAAGGCAUAAUUAGAAAGGGGGUUGUAAAUGUGCAAUGAAAAUAGGCUCCUUUGAAAAUGAUUUCCCCCCCCCCCCUGCCAGCAUUACUCGAUAAUAGUUGUGUUCACCAUAAUUCAUUUUGCUGAUUGGUGUUUCUGGUUUGGUCUCAGUUGUUGUGGAAGAGUUUCACUCCGUAAAUGGUUUCGAAUAACGCACAUUUAUAUGUGCUGGCUGGUAAUAAGUUCAAACUGCAAACUGUGUUGCAAAAGCAGUGAGGCAAGAGACAAAAGUACCAAAGAGCGGUUUGGUGAUUUUGCAUUUGUCGAAAGUCUCUAUUUUGAAUUGGGGUAAUUAUGUAGUUCACAGAAAUGUUUCUUGCAGCUCACAUAAAUAUUUCUUUGGGAAAUGAACUGGCAGCUUCUCUUGUCAGUUUAAAUGUGAAAUCUCUCUCUCUCAUGAAAGGGUUAUGAUCUGUGCUUAUGGAAGAGGUACUGUUUGUUCACAUUAUGGAAACUUAAAGAGCUGAUGCCAGGAUUAAAUUAAACAUACAUUCCAGUAGAAACCUCUUUGAAGGAUUAUUUUAUUGAUUUUAAAUGUGUGUGAUCAUAAGUAAAUAUUGAAACUGGAACAAA
Messenger RNA from Zootoca vivipara (common lizard), 4938 nucleotides. It is a transcript of the gene AGPAT5, whose product is annotated as 1-acylglycerol-3-phosphate O-acyltransferase 5. Lineage: Eukaryota; Metazoa; Chordata; Lepidosauria; Squamata; Lacertidae. Gene Ontology annotation, cellular component: mitochondrion; endoplasmic reticulum; endomembrane system. Gene Ontology annotation, biological process: phosphatidylinositol acyl-chain remodeling. Gene Ontology annotation, molecular function: acyltransferase activity. The record is from RefSeq and is a predicted model, not a curated record.